Juglans microcarpa x Juglans regia is the source of this 605-nucleotide messenger RNA. RefSeq names its product sm-like protein LSM5. Gene Ontology annotation, biological process: mRNA splicing, via spliceosome. NCBI's taxonomy places the organism in Eukaryota, Viridiplantae, Streptophyta, Magnoliopsida, Fagales, Juglandaceae. The record is from RefSeq and is a predicted model, not a curated record. The coding region runs from base 141 to 407 and encodes 88 amino acids. Gene Ontology annotation, molecular function: RNA binding. The transcript has 4 exons. Gene Ontology annotation, cellular component: U4/U6 x U5 tri-snRNP complex; U6 snRNP; Lsm1-7-Pat1 complex.
UUCAUUAGUCAUUACUGUUGUUCUCUCUCGCUAUUGUCAAAAAUAAAGUUCUUCCUGCGUAUCCCAGAGCACACUUUCAAACACGAAGGCUAAUCUCGAUUCGCGCAGUUCUGCCACCGGUCUCUGCUUUCGAACUUCGAAUGGCUGCCAACAAUCCUUCACAGCUGCUCCCAUCAGAGCUAAUCGAUAGGUGCAUAGGGUCGAAGAUUUGGGUAAUAAUGAAGGGAGACAAGGAGCUCGUUGGUACUCUCAGGGGCUUCGACGUCUAUGUCAACAUGGUCCUCGAAGACGUUACUGAAUACGAGAUCACUGCAGAAGGGAGGCGGAUAACAAAGCUUGAUCAGAUUUUACUAAAUGGAAACAACAUUGCCAUUCUUGUUCCCGGUGGUUCGCCCGAUCCAGAAUGAGAGUGCAGUUAACCUUAUUUGAUUCUCGAUUUUUCUCCUUUUUAUUGUGGUUGGGGUCAGAUUACUCCUCUGUUUUAAUGAAAAUUCUGGCCACCAGCACGCUCUUUUUCUCUACCACAUUGUUGUGUAGUAAUUGUCAUGGUUGUAGGAUAAUGGGAAGUGGGUUUUCCAAAUGAUCAUGAAGUAGAGUUUUUUGUA